AUGGAUUCCCACGAUGUUGAAGAUGCCGUUGGAGAUGGAGAUCUUAAUGACUUCUCAUGUUAUAUUACCAUAAACAAUCUUUCAGAUGAAGAUCUCGGCCUCAGCGAUUUCGGGGUCAACGGCCGAUAUGGCGUAUGGCCCGAGGGUAUGCCUCUUAACACAAUCGAUGCCCACUCAAGCCCUCAGAUACAGCUCAAAGACCCCAAAAUCUAUGGCGGCUCAGAAGGGUGGGUAGAGUAUGAAGCUCUAACUGGAGGUUCUCCUCCAAAUUUCAGGCUAGAAUUUUCGUGUCCCGAAACACCUUGGUCCCCGAACUACUUGAAGGCGACAACAAGUAACCCUGACUUAUACGAUCUGAAAGUGCUGCCAUAUAAAGAAUCCGGUCACCCAUUCUAUGGGCAAGUCGAUAUUCAAAUUACGGGAUCGAAGAGCAACGACAAGCUACCUCACAAGGCGCUUCUCAGCAGCAGUCAUGAGAAUAUCCCCAAUAUUAGGUAUGGAAAAAAAGGCGAUUCCUUCCAGGCCAAGUACGACAUCGGAUUUGACGGCGCGGCACCUUUGGUUACCAAGCAGCCCGUACACGAGACAAUUGGCAUUGCUGCUUUCAUCCUAUCUAAUAAGCCCCUGCCUAAAGGCACCACUUAUCACAAUCUAAAUGAUAAGCAAUGGGAGUAUUUCCGCGGUGUCCUGUGGAAUGAUGACCCAUCGUGCUAUCUUUUUGAUGACUAUACGAAAAAGAACCACGAAUUCAGUACCGGUCUCGAGUGGUAUGAAGACUUCGAAUUUGGACCCCCAUCUUGUAUGAUCCAACGCUCUCACUUUGGCGAUCUCCAAUUUCUUCACGGCAUGGGCGCCACCGUCGGCGAAAUGCCAAAAGAGACCCAGAGGAAGAUACUCAAGUGGUUCGGAGUCAUGUACAAGCUCGCCUGCGGAAACCAGGAAGUGUCCGAUACGGAUCAGCUUCAGCAGGCCUUGGGAGAAUGGUUCGACUCCGGUACCACUCCUACGGGCCAAAGCUCACUUCGCGACCUUAUUCUGGCCAGUACGCCAAACUACUUUCAGACAAAUAUUCAAUGGCGGGCGCUCGGUAUCUGCUUACACAUGAUUACGGACUCUUAUGCAGUUGGACAUACUCAGCGACGACUCAAGAACCCCGAAUCUUAUCUCGGCCGUGAUGAGGAUGAAUACAUGGUCUUCAAGCCCGGAACAUGGGGUGACUGGGGCGCCGUCAUUAACUUUCACUGCUAUGCCGGGCAGGACAGCGAUAUACAUGCUCACUACGACGGUCUCGAAGAUGCCCCACUACCUGUGCCCAAGAACCUAGAUUCUUUCAACUCGAUCAUUGGUGCACGGAAUGCCAUCGAAGGCUGCAAGAACUUGAUUAAUUUCUGGGCGGCAGGGACGAAGUGGGAAGACGGCGUAGAGACGUUCAUGCAGACAGAAAUAUUUGCAAUCGACGACGACGCGAGCCC
Messenger RNA from Daldinia childiae, 1472 nucleotides. RefSeq lists its product as uncharacterized. The annotation marks the transcript as partial. The record is from RefSeq and is a predicted model, not a curated record. NCBI's taxonomy places the organism in Eukaryota, Fungi, Ascomycota, Sordariomycetes, Xylariales, Hypoxylaceae. The transcript has 4 exons.